This is a messenger RNA of Racocetra persica, 776 nucleotides long. Lineage: Eukaryota; Fungi; Glomeromycota; Glomeromycetes; Diversisporales; Gigasporaceae. The record is from the annotation of a GenBank genome assembly.
UUUCAAUGCAAUCUCGGGAAUUCAUUGACGAAAACGAAGAGACUUGCAGUCAAGCAUUCGAAAAACAAAUGUUGUUUUUUGAAUUAUGUGAUACUGGCAUUGGCAUAGAUUCCAAAUAUUUACAACAUGUUUGGGAAAGCUUUUCACAAGCUGACAUGUCAAUAACUAAGGCGAAAGAUGGUGCAGGACUUGGUCUUUCAAUUUGUAAAAGUCUAGUAGAAAUUAAUGGAGGUCAAAUAAAAGCAGAAAGUGAAUUGGGAAAAGGAAGUAAAUUUUCGUUUACAUGGAAUAUUGAAUUAUUAUCAACGACAUCUUUGCCAAGAGAGUCUCAAUUUAAUGAGCAAAUAAGAUAUGUAUUUCCUCGUGCAUUAAGGAAAAAACGAAUAUUAAUUAUUCAUUCAGUCGAAAGUGUGAGAAACUCAUUGUUGAAAUAUCUUAAAACGGUCGAAAUAGUUGAUGCAUUUGAUACCUUUGAUAAAGGUAUUGAAGCUGCAAAAACAUAUAAAGAAUUAUAUCAACGUACUUAUGAUAUGGUGUUUAUCAGCCUUUAUGAAAAUAACAAAGAAGAAGUUAUAAAUGCUGUGCUAGAGUUAAAACAAUUGGAAAUAAAUAGAAAUAACUUAGCAAUAAUAUUUAUAGUAUUUACAAGUGAUGAAGGAACUAAAUUAGCAGGAGAACUAAUUGGAAUUGUUUCGGGAACAGCUUUCGCUAUUUACGCACCAAUUACUUGGACUAAGUUAAUUAAUCAAUUUAAGCAUAUGCAAAUAAUAAGCUAA